UCUAAAUUAAUUGUGUUUAUUCUUCGUACCUUACGGUAGAGGACAACAGCAAAGAGAAGUUUGCAACUAUUCGGUGAAAUUUUCUAGUUUGCAUUUAUCAUGAAGAACUUUGUGGCACUGGUUCUAUUCGUAUCCCUCUUAUAUGUUUGUGAUUCCUCAAACUAUGAACAGGUUGAACACAAUUACGAGCAUGAUUUGGAUUUAGGUCCCGAUGGUUAUGUUAUGGGUUCUAUUUGGCCUAAACCGCAACAACAUACAAAAGGAAACGGCUUGUUUUCCCUUAGCCCCUUGACGUUUCAGUUUCAGUCAACCGGUGAAGAAAGUGAUGUUCUUUCAGCUGCUUUGAAGAGGUACAAGACUUUGACGUUUCCUGAUAAAAUUCCGCCGUGCAAUGUGCGUUAUCGACGAGACUUGUUAGCCCUCACGAGCUUAGUUGUAAACGUGAAAGAGAAGUACGCACCAAUGUCAUUCAAAAUGGACGAAUCAUACACGUUGAACGUAAGCUCACCUACUUCUAGCCUUAUUGCGAAUACAACUUGGGGCGCAUUGCGUGGUUUGGAAACGUUCAGUCAACUUGUCUAUCAAAAUGAGUUCGGUGACUUCCGUGCUCGUGAAGCGAAAAUUUUCGAUUAUCCUAGAUUUCAUUUUCGCGGUUUUCUCAUCGAUACGUCAAGACAUUACGUUGCAGUACCCGUAAUCCUUAGUCAUAUUGAUGCUAUGGCAUAUGGAAAAUACAAUGUGCUGCAUUGGCACAUCGUUGAUGAUCCCUCAUUUCCUUUUGUAAGCGAAACAUUCCCAAGUCUUAGCGAUACAGGCGCUUACAAUAAUGUCACGCAUAUUUAUGACCCUGAUGAUGUUGCUACUGUUAUCGAGUACGGUCGAAUGCGUGGCAUUCGGGUUGUACCCGAGUUCGAUACACCUGGACAUACCCAAUCGUGGGUAAGUAUCAAAAAUCUGCUAACUCCAUGUUACUCUGGAGGCGUCCCAACCGGCACAUAUGGACCCAUUAAUCCAACACUCAAGUCAACAUACACUUUCCUCAAGUCGUUUUUCAGCGAAAUAGCCAAGCGUUUUCCCGAUGAUUAUAUUCAUUUGGGAGGAGACGAAGUAUCAUUCAGCUGUUGGCAAAGUAAUCCGGAAAUUGCUGCGUGGAUGGAGAAGGCUGGAUUUGGCAAAAAUUUUUCCCUGCUUGAGCAGUACUACGAACAGAAUUUAAUCAAAAUCGUCGGUGACUUGAACAAGAAGUAUAUAAUUUGGCAAGAGGUAAUCGAUAAUCAAGUCACAGUAAACCCAGACACGGUCGUAAACAUUUGGAAAGGUGGCUGGCAAGCAGAAACGGCUAAGGUCACUGCAAAGAAUUUGAAUGUGGUCCUCUCCUCUCCGUGGUAUCUGAACUAUAUUUCUUAUGGCGAUGAUUGGCCAAAUUAUUACAAGGUUGAACCAACUGCGUUCACCGGAUCGAGCUCCCAGAAGGAGCUAAUACUUGGUGGAACGACAUGUAUGUGGGGUGAAUGGGUGGACGGCACAAACCUCCUAUCAAGAAGUUGGCCCAGAUCUUUGGCUAUUUCCGAGAGAUUAUGGAGUUCUAUAAGCACGACGGAUAUCAGUGAUGCUCAAGACCGUCUUAGAGAACAUCGAUGUCGUUAUUUGAUGCGUGGCAUACCAGCUCAAAACGGAGUUCAGACAAAAUACUGUCGUUAUGAAUGGCCCGGACCUGUAUAACAUAUUAUACAUAAUUACUAUUUAAAUUUAUGUUGAUUUAAUUCUGGGUGAUAAACUGAGUAGCGAAUUAAUUGGUGAUAAACAUGAAACUAAGUAUAAAGAAUUACUUACUGCAGUAGAUUUCAUUGAAAACUCAUUAAAACAUGUAACAAUAUGUAAUCGACAAUGCAAAAAUCAAGAUUUAUAGUAAUGUA
Messenger RNA from Xenia sp. Carnegie-2017, 1916 nucleotides. Its product is annotated as beta-hexosaminidase subunit beta-like. Gene Ontology annotation, biological process: carbohydrate metabolic process; glycosaminoglycan metabolic process; ganglioside catabolic process. Gene Ontology annotation, molecular function: beta-N-acetylhexosaminidase activity. The coding region runs from base 100 to 1722 and encodes 540 amino acids. The transcript has a single exon. Gene Ontology annotation, cellular component: membrane. The record is from RefSeq and is a predicted model, not a curated record. Lineage: Eukaryota; Metazoa; Cnidaria; Anthozoa; Malacalcyonacea; Xeniidae.